Messenger RNA from Aaosphaeria arxii CBS 175.79, 1502 nucleotides. Its product is annotated as MFS general substrate transporter. Gene Ontology annotation, biological process: transmembrane transport. Lineage: Eukaryota; Fungi; Ascomycota; Dothideomycetes; Pleosporales. The coding region runs from base 1 to 1437 and encodes 478 amino acids. Gene Ontology annotation, molecular function: transmembrane transporter activity. The record is from RefSeq and is a predicted model, not a curated record. The transcript has 4 exons.
AUGACGAGCGAGCAGCCAAGGCCGGCACGAGAAAACUUUGUCACUUCGAAACCAGUCUCGCGAUUCACUCGUUGGUAUCGAAGUCCAUUGUUCAAUGUCAUCAUUGUCGGAUUAAUUUCAUUCACGCAACCAGGAAUCUGGAAUGCGUUGAAUAACACCGGCGCUGGUGGUCAACAGGAACCCUAUCUUGUUAAUGGAGCCAACUCUCUGACCUUUGGCAUCAUGGUGUUCGGGUGCUCGAUCUUCUCCAUUCUAGCAAACAAAUACGGUCUCAGGCGAAUCUUGAUCCUCGGAACUCUUGGUUAUGCACCCUACUCGGCAUCCCUCUACGUCAACAAUCGCUAUGGCACCGAGUGGUUUGUCUUGUUCGGAGGAGCCACGUGUGGAAUCGCCGCAUCUGCAUUGUGGGCAUCGGAAGGUGCCAUCGCCCUUGGGUACGCGGAUGUCAAAGAUCGCGGAAAGUUCACUGGAAUCUGGCUCGGUCUACGUGAGCUUGGUCAACUCAUUGGAUCCUCUAUCCAGCUGUCGCUGAAUGCGAAAAGUGGUGCCCGAGGCAAAGUUGGAUAUAACACAUACCUUAUCCUUAUCGCCCUACAAUGUUUGGGCCUGCCUCUUGCGUUGUUGAUUUCGCCGCCCCAGAAGAUCAUUCAUCGUGAUGGGCGCAAAGUACCGGAUCCUACGAAGAACAAGGCUGUAAUGAAGGAGGUGCACAAGUGGUGGGCACUGCUUAGGAAGAAAGAAUUCUAUUUGCUGAUUCCCAUUCUUGUUGGCUUCAACUGGAACGGUACCUACCAGGGAAUCUACCUGACCAAGUACUUCUCCGUCCGAGCUAGGACCCUGGGCGCACUUAGCUCUGGUCUCGCAGCGACCGCAGCGAAUAUCAUUUGGGGCUGGGUAUAUGAUUUGAAGGUCGUCAGUCGACCCACCUUAGCCAAAGUCACAUGGUCCGUCUUUUCGGUAAUCAUGUUGAGUCUGUUCGCGUGGCAGGUCGCGAAUGAGAAGCUGUACGCGUCAACGGUUCCAAAGGUGACAUUGGACUGGAGCAACCCCGGAUUUGGCCGUGCAUUUGCUGUUAAUGUGCUUUUCAGGUUCAUGAACGAGUCUCAUUACAUGUUUGUUUACUGGAUUCUUGGUACCUUUUUCGAUGACAUCGAGACACUGACGCUCGCUGUUGGAUUGAUGCGAUCAUUUGAAUCGGUCGGUUCCUGUCUAUCCUUCGGUAUCGGAGCAGCAAAGGUGCCACCAAUGGUCAAUUUGAUUGUCGCCUUUGUCAUGUUCGGUAUCUCUAUUCCUGCAACAUUUGCCGCUACUUGGUUGGUCCCCGAACGACCAGUCGAUCUUCGAAAAUUGGAAGAAGACGAUUCAUCUAUCGACACAAGCAAUAUACAGCCCAACAAAGCUAUCGUCGCUGCUGCUGCCGACCCCGCAAACGUCUAAGGUGAUAGUGCCAGGUGCUACAAAACCUGCUUCUAGAGGAUACCCGAUUCAUCUAUGUAAAGAUC